Aricia agestis (brown argus) is the source of this 863-nucleotide messenger RNA. RefSeq lists its product as uncharacterized. The transcript has a single exon. NCBI's taxonomy places the organism in Eukaryota, Metazoa, Arthropoda, Insecta, Lepidoptera, Lycaenidae. The record is from RefSeq and is a predicted model, not a curated record. Bases 166 to 810 code for a protein of 214 amino acids.
AUGGUUAUUUCAAAAUUUAUAACCUCAAAAAAAUUGUUAAUGGUUUUUUAGCAUUACAUAAAUGCAUAAGCCGCGAAAAAUCUUAAUAAAUGGAUGAAAUUUAAGACUACAAGGAUUGAAAAUUUAUCCAAUCAGUUCUAAAGUGAAACAAAAUAGCAUUACAAUAUGUACAUGAUUAGAAUAUUAAGACCGCUUCAAUAUCAGUAUUUUCUAAAUUUUCGCGACAUAAGACUAAUAUCGCACCACACACAGAGAUUUUCAGAAGUCGAAGAAAGAUAUAGACAACGAGAUGGGAUGUCACGUCGCUGGAAUUUAAUAUAUAAAGCGCCAAUGGAAGGCACACUGAAAUAUACAUCAUCUUAUCUAACCUUCUCAACAGUGUCAGUUGCUUUGGGUUCGCUUUAUUAUGCCGCAUUUAUGUUUGACCCGCUGACUAUGAACGAUCCUGUAGUGGUCGGUGAUAACGUUGUGAUAGUCAGUGACAUAACAGAAGCAGGAAUAUAUUUAGGAGCCUUCUUUUUAUUUCAUACUGCCAUCAAAGUAUUAUUAUCCAAAUAUGUAGUAAGAAUGUACAAGGAUGGUGAUAAUUAUGUUGCCAUAUUCAAUGGUCAUUGGCAUAAUCAAAUUAAAAAACACAAAUUUCAUCUUAACGAGUUUGAAAAGUUGAACCCCACUUAUGUUGUAACUUGGGGAGAUGCAAGAUACGGCCUUGGUAAAAAACAUGGAAUAUUGUUAGACAACUAUUUCAAAACACCUGAAUAUUUAAACAUCUUACUGUACAAAAGGAAAACUGAUCCAGAAGAUGAAUAAUCUUAUUUAUUUUAUAGAUACUUACAUAAUAUAAUAAAAUAAUUACUUUUACA